Molecule: messenger RNA, 216 nt
Organism: Opisthorchis viverrini
Lineage: Eukaryota; Metazoa; Platyhelminthes; Trematoda; Opisthorchiida; Opisthorchiidae
Exons: 1
Coding region: 1-216 (71 amino acids)
Source: RefSeq, a predicted model, not a curated record
AUGUCUUCCGAGGUUCCGCUGAAGCGAUCCGAUUGUCUCUCUCCCAUUAUCACGGAUUCGGGCCCAACGGAUCGACCACACUUCAUUAACUCCUCUGAAUCACGGUGUUUCAUCGAACGACCCGCUCCAAUCUUCAUCUGGUCGGUUGGUUUAGAUCACGUUCAAGAGCUGUCCGUCCAAAUGCGUUUGGAUAAUUCAGUGUCAUGGAUCCCUUGA